GUUUUUAACAGCUGCCGCUGAAUUCACCGAUCAGCUGUACGUUAUCAAUAGGACCAAGGCAAACGCCGGUAUGGAGCGACUCUCAAGAUUGUUUUGGCCAGUACUGGUGACACCAAAGAACGCCGUUGUAAAGAAUGUCGAGGCAAUUUCACGUAGUCAAAAGUUGCUAACAGAUUUGGGUUUGGUUAGACCAGCUUAUAAUGGCACCUACCAGCUAAUGCCACUGGCGCAACGUGUGAUGGAAAAGUGUGCCGAUUUGGUGCGUCGCCAGAUGCGCGAUGUAGGCGCACAACAAAUCACAUUGCCUGUUUUGACGCCGUCGGAGUUGUGGAAAAAAUCCGGUCGCUUAGAUGGUGAUAUAACCGAAUUCUAUUUAAUAAAAGAUCGACAUGGCAAACAGUUCCUGCUCAGUCCAACGCACGAAGAAGCAGUGACUGCGAUGUUGGCAAGUAUUGCACCGAUUUCUUAUAAACAAUUGCCUAUUAGACUCUUUCAAAUCGGACCGAAAUUUCGCGACGAGUUGAAGCCGCGCUUCGGUCUAAUUAGAGCAAAAGAAUUUGUUAUGAAGGAUCUCUAUACAUUUGAUCGUGAUGCGGUAACUGCUUUGCAUACAUACAAUCAGAUAAAUUCUGCUUAUGAAGCGCUUUUUCAGCAGCUGCAAGUGCCAUUUGUUAAAGUGGAAGCCGCUACCGGCAUGAUGGGUGGCAGCGUGUCACACGAGUAUCACUACCUGGCCGCCACUGGUGAAGAUCAACUAAUUACCUGCGAUUCCUGCGGUUAUGCAGCUAAUAUUGAAACAAUAAAUGAGACAAUUAGUGACAAACACUGCCAACGCUGCAAUUCAACGAAUUUGCGCAGCGUGGCCGGCAUUGAAGUGGGACACACUUUCGUAUUAAAUGAUAAAUACUCCAAACCACUGAAGGCAACGUUUCUACAAGAGAAUGGCAAACCUGAAAAUCUUGUAAUGGGCUGUUAUGGGAUAGGCGUCAGCCGAUUGGUGGCAGCCGCAGUAGAGGUACUCGCUACGGAGAGUGAGUUGCGUUGGCCAACACUUCUAGCACCUUUUGAUGUUUGCAUAAUAGGUGCGAAAGAAGGUAGUAAAGAGGAGAAGUUAGCCAAUAGUGCGGAAACCGAAUUCUGUAAUGCGCUCAAUGGUAUUUGUAAUGAGGAGGAUGUGUUGAUUGAUGAUCGUAGUAAUUUUACGAUAGGCAAAAGGCUAUUGGAAGCGAAAAGAAUGGGUUAUCCCAUCAUUGUUGUAAUUGGAAGCAAGGCAGCGAACGCAGUACCAAAAAUUGAACUGCAUUUCAUUUCGGGCGAAACAAUGGAUGUUGAGUCAGGCGAAGCACUAGCCUUAAUCGCAAAAUAUACAAACCAUAAGCGAGAACUCUACAACACAAAAUUGAAUUAUAGUGCACCAGCAAAAUCGAAUAAGGCGUCUAUUAGUUGAGACUUAGCAAUAUUGAACAGUGACAAAGCCACGCGAAAGUUUAGAUUUAAUUU
Messenger RNA from Bactrocera neohumeralis, 1500 nucleotides. RefSeq names its product probable proline--tRNA ligase, mitochondrial (gene ProRS-m). NCBI's taxonomy places the organism in Eukaryota, Metazoa, Arthropoda, Insecta, Diptera, Tephritidae. Gene Ontology annotation, molecular function: proline-tRNA ligase activity; ATP binding. The transcript has 6 exons. Gene Ontology annotation, cellular component: mitochondrion; cytoplasm. The coding region runs from base 71 to 1447 and encodes 458 amino acids. Gene Ontology annotation, biological process: prolyl-tRNA aminoacylation. The record is from RefSeq and is a predicted model, not a curated record.